Molecule: messenger RNA, 1207 nt
Organism: Suillus subaureus
Lineage: Eukaryota; Fungi; Basidiomycota; Agaricomycetes; Boletales; Suillaceae
Exons: 3
Coding region: 477-743 (88 amino acids)
Source: RefSeq, a predicted model, not a curated record
CAAUGAAUUUAAAUAUGGUCUCAUACGCGAUCAAUGUAGUGGUUCACCCGUUCUGCGGAGGCAGCCCAUGACUUUGCAGCAUGAAGAUCAUCACGAGAGAUUUGGAAUACUUGGGGAAGUUGUGAUUAAAUUUUGAAGGCCUUGAGAGGCCAGGGUCAAUCAGGAUCACCGGCAGGAUACAGUGCGAGUACAGCUUGAUGAACCCAAUCGCCACUCCCAGACACUAUUGGUGAACAAACAAGAAAAUUGGUUCAUGGAUGCUGAAAAUGAUACAAUGAAUGCGGUGGGUUUUUAAUGUCUAUUAGUUGGGUGAAAAUGCGUUGUGUGCGUUUUGUGUCGUGAACCACGGGAAGAGAUAGAAUGGUAGAGUAUCGAAGGGUUUCUCUGAGAAAGUGUUUCAAUGUUUGAUCUAGUCAUUUAAAAACAACUAACCUACAAGCCUAACCCUGAUAGGGCAUCUGACUAGCCCAUAUGCAAUGCACGGUAUGGGCCAUGGCUCGCAUUGGAACCCACCCAAAAAGGAGGAGGUAUUACGCAAGGUCCUGGAGUACGAGAUAAUUCUAAAGGCUGAAGCUCGGAACGAGGAAUGGAACGGUAGCGAGCUGUUGAAGAUGGCUUGGGCUGAUCUCAUGAUAAGCUAUCCUGCCGACAACUUUGUGACUGACGUAGACCUCGAAUGUCUGACCACACUAGAAGCAAGAAUGUUCGAAGAUUCUGAGGAAGCAGGACCUGCAGGCAACUAGCAGUGGGGUUUGGAUGCUGGUCGAUAUCACAGGCGGUGGAAUGUGUAUCUCAACAUUCCUGAUGAGUGGGUUCUGGGAAGAGAUUACAGCGAGAGUGAACUUGAAGUAAGGAAAAUAUUACCUGCCCCGUUCAAUAAGUCUCUAACUGGUGUGAUUGACAGUGUGACCCCUUAUUCAACGAUAACUCUGAUGCCACAUCUGUAGACGAGUUGUCCGACGUCGUAGCUCCUUCGCUGCCUGUUGAAGAAGAAAUUGUGCCCGUGAAACGUCGCUGUGCUUCGAAGAGGAUCCAGAGAGGGACAAAAAGAAAAUAGACAUUGGUUGAUGUAGCUAGUUAGCAUCAGUCAAUAACUAUUUUCUUGGACUGACAAGCCUUGACGCGGCCACCUUGUGAAUAAAGUCAACGAAGGAAUGGUCAUGAAUUUGAUGUAGGAGUCGAAUGUAGAACAUAGGAACGCUGGCAU